AUGUCUGGCGAUCGACUCUUCCGCCUACAAUUCCCAAGACCAGAAUGGCUGAACAGCGCAACCACUCGCAGCGCAGGCAUCUACCUAUCCGGGGCACUAUUCAGCAUAGCCCUCUUCAUCCUCAUCGAUUCAGCCGUAUACAGUAAUUCACGGCUGAAUGGCGCCGACCUACAUAUGAACUUCGUCGAUUGGAUCCCAGGCAUCUGCUCCUUCGUAGGGAUGAUCAUAAUCAACAGCAUCGACAAGAGCCGGCUGACGGGCGACUCGUUCGCGUAUUCUGGGGACGGUGUUGCUUGGAAGGCGAGGGUCAUUUUGUUCCUGGGCUUUGCUGCUAUGGCUGGAGGACUGGCGGGUGGAACGUGUGUAAUGGUGCUGAAGUAUGUCAUCAAGGGCGCUUCGGGGAUGACCCUCUGGUUUGGAACAUCAAAUUUGGUUGCGAAUGCGCUGGUAAUGUUGAGCUCGGUGGUGCUCUGGAUAAGCCAGAACAUGGAGGACGAUUAUGCAUACAACCUGGCCCUCUGA
Molecule: messenger RNA, 522 nt
Organism: Ramularia collo-cygni
Lineage: Eukaryota; Fungi; Ascomycota; Dothideomycetes; Mycosphaerellales; Mycosphaerellaceae
Product: probable membrane protein
Exons: 3
Coding region: 1-522 (173 amino acids)
Biological process (GO): late endosome to vacuole transport via multivesicular body sorting pathway; protein targeting to vacuole
Cellular component (GO): Vps55/Vps68 complex; fungal-type vacuole membrane
Source: RefSeq, a predicted model, not a curated record